This is a messenger RNA of Sipha flava (yellow sugarcane aphid), 1838 nucleotides long. RefSeq names its product peroxiredoxin-4-like. Gene Ontology annotation, cellular component: cytosol; endoplasmic reticulum. Lineage: Eukaryota; Metazoa; Arthropoda; Insecta; Hemiptera; Aphididae. The record is from RefSeq and is a predicted model, not a curated record. Bases 320 to 1612 code for a protein of 430 amino acids. The transcript is spliced from 6 exons. Gene Ontology annotation, molecular function: DNA binding; thioredoxin peroxidase activity. Gene Ontology annotation, biological process: cell redox homeostasis; hydrogen peroxide catabolic process; cellular response to stress.
AAAAAUAUAUGCCUGCCAUAUUUUUAUGUGAUUUUUUGUGUUGUUUUCCGGCUGUACUGUGUAACCAAAACGUGCUUUGUCUUUUUUAAAUUUCACAUUUAUCGUGCUAAUACCUUUCAAGACGUUGGGAAGCGUCAUUCCCAUUGCUGUUAUAUUCGCCGGCAAUGUCAUCAUCUAACGUCGGAUUGAUUGAUGACGAUUCUGGCAGUUGAAAUUCAGUAACCCGCGGCAUUUAGGGAUUUUCAUGGUAUUUGAAGCAGAAAGAACAAACUAAAUUUUAAUUUACCUUUUUUGAGUAAAAACAGUUGUUUGAUGCUACAUGAUUUCAAUGUCUAACGAUCAACAGCACGAAGAAUAUACUAUAUUAACAACAACUGGCUCAAACAAUCGAGGUCAAAUGUCUCAACCUCAUCUUACCUUUACACCGCCUACUCAAAUUUUUCGUACUGAAUGGCAGCGUUUUCCAGAAUUUCAUGCUUGGUUACGUCCCAUUGAUGGGGAUGUAACUAAGGCUUGGUGCAUAGCAUGUGAGCGUAUGUUUCGUGCUGAUUUAAAGUCAUUGAGAGUACAUGGAGUAAGUAAAGCUCAUGUGCGUAUGGUUCGGGCUCGCUGCCCUAAUGCUGACGACAACCCUGUACCACCAAUAGAAUACAAUGUGGUAACUGAUAAAAAGGGUACUUAUGGCAUAGCUGUAGUAACUAAUAAAGAAGACAAAUCUUCACUUGCAUCAAGAGCAUUAUAUAUGAAUCAAACAAACCCUACUGAAGAAAUAAUUACAUCUGAAAUGGCUGCACAGUCACAACGGGAUAAAUAUGUUGUGGUAUCAUUACCCAAUGAAGAUGAUGAUGACAAUGAAGGUCCGCAGGCUUCUAGCUCAAAUACGCAAUACAUACAAAAAGAAGUGAAUGUAAUCGACGAGACUGGUAAUUUGGUGUCUGUGGUUACUGAACAUCAUGUACAGAAAAAUAAAGACAAUGAUGAGGAUUAUGAAGUUGGUAUUCAAUCAAAUGACUAUCAUAGUUCAUCUAAUUAUGAAAAAAUAGACCAAAAACAUGAAGAGAUCCAGUGUAAAGCUAUUGUUUCGAAAUCUGCCCCAUUUUGGAAAGCUACUGCUGUUGUAAAUGGUCAUGUAACCGAAUUAAAACUUAGUGACUACAGUGGUCGAUAUUUAGUCUUAUUUUUUUAUCCUCAAGAUUUCUCCCGAAUUUGUCCAAGUGAACUAAUUGCAUUAAGUGAUAGAGUAUCUGAAUUCAGAGCGUUAAACACAGAAGUAGUAGCAUGUUCUGUGGAUUCUUACCUUUCCCAUCAAGCAUGGUCGCGCACAUUACGUUCUGAUGGAGGAAUUGCCAUUCCUAAAAUGCCACUUCUCUCUGACCCAACACAUGUGAUUAGUAAAAGCUACGGAUGCUAUUUACCUGAACUUGGUCAUUCUCUAAGAGCUCAUUAUAUAAUUGAUAUGAGAGGUAUUUUAAGGCAUAUAACAAUCAAUGAUCUACCUGUUGGCCGUAAUAUUGGUGAAAUUUUAAGGCUUCUAGAAGCUUUUCAAUAUACAGAUGAAACAGAAACACUGUGUCCUGCUGAUUGGAAACCUGGCGAACCAACACUUUCAUAGUUUUAUUAUUAAUUAUAACUAUUACUAAGUUAAUUUUUAAUUUAAUCAAAAAAAAAAAAAUAAUAAUUCUUUCUCAACUUCUUAUUAUUGAAUUGUUUUGAAUAUAUACUUUUUGUGUUGUUAACCUCACAGUAUAUAUUGAUUUACAUCUUUAUACCAUAGUACUGAUUGUGUAAUUUUUAAAUGUAUGUACCUAUAUUAUUUCUUGUUAGGACAACAAUUGUGU